AUGUUGCGGCCGGCCACUCCGCUGUCGAUCCUGCUGUUUGCGGCCUUUGCGCUGCUUCUGCUCGCCGUUCUUUCUACUCCCGUAAUUGAGGUCAUCCCGCUGAGCGAUUUCGAUGGCAUCAAAUACGGUGUAUUUGGCUACUGCGAGAGUGGCAAGGGAUGCAGUAACAUUGGCAUUGGAUAUGACACUGAAAAACUAGUUGGGGACAAUACGCAAGCCUUUGACUUGCCUUCUGGCGUUCGCAACACGCUCUCAGCUAUCCUCGUCGUUCACCCAGUUGCUGCACUCAUCACACUUAUCUUGUUUAUCAUGGCAGCUGUGUCUCACCUUCAUUCUCCGUCUCAUUCCACGAGAUUCCUACUCAUCCUGUUCAUCUUUCUAUUCCUUGACUUCUUGAUUUGCCUUUUGGCGUUCUUGAUUGAUGUACUCCUAUUUGUUCCGCACCUGGCAUGGGGCUCAUAUCUGGUUCUCGCUGCCACCAUCUUGGUGGCCAUGAGCGGCCUGGUAACCUGCGCGAUGCGCCGCACUCUGAUCAGCAGGAAAGACCGGCAGAGGCGCAUCGCCGAGAAUGCCGAGAUGAGCGGCGAAAAUUACUACAACAGGGCUGCUCAGAACAAACCGGCUGAGGAGGUGGGUGUUACUAGACAGCCGACUUUGCCAACGGUGAGUGGUGGCAAUGGUGUUCACGACAAUCUCCCCGCUUUCGCGAGCUUUGAGCAGCACGCGAAGAACGACCAGACCAGCGAAGAAAACAUCCCACUCACUCGCCGAACCACAUCGAAUCGAUCUCCGGUGCCAAUCAAUGAGGCCGCGAGCGUGGGAGAGGUUGCCGCCUUCAACAGAAGCCCACAGAGGCAACCCUCGCGUGAUCAGUUUGGAAACCCCAUCAACGAUGUUCCUGACCCGUACGCGAGUCGGAGAGGACCUUCACCCAGCAUGAGUACCCGUGGAAGAGGAGGUGGUGGAAGCUAUCGUGGUGGACGAGGAGGUUAUGGACGUGGUGGAUACGACAACUACGGGGCCCCAAUGCGUGGCCGUGGAGGCUAUGGAUCUGUUGGAAGGGGCGGAUAUGGUCCUAGGGGAGGUCGAGGAGGAUAUGGACCGCCGCCCAGGGGAGCCUAUGGCAGCAUGAGGGGAGGUCGCACGCCACCUCCUGGAUACAACAACGGGCAGUACGAGCGGGGACCAUCUCCUGCCCAGGCCUAUGGUGUUUAUGACAACCAGCCAUCGGAUCUUUCCAAUGGAUACAACUCGACGAACCCUUCGAUGCCCAGCGUCAACACGGUCUCAUACACGGCCUACACUCCCGACUCAGCUUUGCCGCGCGCCGAAUCCCCCCCUCCUUUGCCAGGAACUCAGCCUGCCACGAUAGGCGGCCAGGCAAUCGAGAUGGAUGCAGCUCCGACGGCUCAACGCGAAGAAGCAAACGGACAGUUGAGAGAUAGUGAUGCGGAUGUGGCUGGAAUGGUUGGCCUGCAACAGGGGCGAAUCCCACAGCGACAUGAUACCUACAUGAGCGAUGGAAGCAAGUACAGCACCGAUGAGCAAUAUGCUCCUCCCCGAGCGGCAUGGAACCAAGGCGACGGCCGCAGUUCGCCACGCGCCCCAUCCCCUCUGGUGACUGGCCCUUCAGCGGCUGAGCUUCCUGGCAGAAACACACCUCCAGUUACGCAGCAGGCCAUGACGGGCGGAAACAGUAACUAUUAUGAAGACGUCGAUCCUCGCUUUGCGUCCAACACGCCUCCUGGCACAUCCUCCAACAACCUUCAACCCCCUCCCAUCGAACCUAUUUAUGAAGAUAUUCAUGCCAACAACCCAGGCGCCCGAAGUCCUGCCGAGUCUGAACGCUCCAACUUCACCUCUAUUUCUCAACGCGGCAUCAACCCUCGCUGGAACCCGAACCCACCACCCCCGAUGCCAUACCAACAGGUACCACAGAGACGACCAGUAAACCAGCAGCAGCAACGCCAAGACAUGAUCCUGGACAACCCGGACUUUCAGCUGCCCAACGCACGAAGUGGGCGAGGUCCUGGAAUGGUGCCAGGGAGUGCAUAUCCGCCAGGCGGCUUCUAG
Fusarium falciforme is the source of this 2073-nucleotide messenger RNA. RefSeq lists its product as hypothetical. Lineage: Eukaryota; Fungi; Ascomycota; Sordariomycetes; Hypocreales; Nectriaceae. The transcript has 3 exons. The coding region runs from base 1 to 2073 and encodes 690 amino acids. Gene Ontology annotation, cellular component: cell division site; growing cell tip; plasma membrane. The record is from RefSeq and is a predicted model, not a curated record.